Messenger RNA from Rotaria sp. Silwood1, 459 nucleotides. NCBI's taxonomy places the organism in Eukaryota, Metazoa, Rotifera, Eurotatoria, Philodinida, Philodinidae. The record is from the annotation of a GenBank genome assembly.
AUGGUUACGAUAUCGUGUAUCAUUUUUGCCAUAUUCGUCACGUUUGUAUCAUCGAACACUGGAAAUAAUAUUGUUCGAAUUACUAAUUCCGGUUCUACCAAUACUGCUGGUUAUGUAAUUGAAUUACAACGUGAUGGUCUAGUCAAAUGGACUGUUGCACCUCGAUUUCGUCCAAUUUUAACAACAACACCAAGUACAAGCACGGCACAAAAUAGCAUUCAACUGUCAGCAACUCGUACAAACAAUAUCUUUCAAGCUGUUGAACAAGCUCUACCAUUUAAUCAAUAUCCACCUAUUUUUUGUAUUAAGAGUGUUUCAUUUGGUACAACACUUCAUGUUGCUUACAAUGGACAACAAACACCAGAUCUUAGUUGUCCACUAAAAGAUCAACGAUUAGUUGUUUUGAGCAAAUAUAUACAUGAAUUAAUUCAAGAUCUUCAUAUUAAUACAUUUGGUUAA